GUGUUGUUCAAAAUAAGAGGGCAUAACUAAAAUUCUGGUUAUUACGCUAAAAGGUUGAACUCUUUUAACAUUUAAUUACAGCAUCAUUCUGGUCGCGUCAAAAUCCGUUUGUCCCUCAUAUUGGCAAUUUAGGGUUCGCUUCCCUCAUCUGAAAUGGCUGAUUCUCCUCGCAAAAGGUAUUCCCGCUCUCCUUCACCUUGGGAAGAAAAGUCAAGGUCUCGCUCUCGAUCCCCAACUAGAUCACAGUCAAGGCCAAGAGGAAGAUCCAGGUCCAGAAGUCAUGGAAGGGCUGAAGAAACUAAUCCCGGAAACACACUCUAUGUGACUGGAUUAUCUUCAAGGGUCACUCAAAGGGAUCUUGAAGAGCAUUUCUCAAAGGAGGGAAAGGUGAAGUCAGCUUUUCUGGUUGAGGAGCCCCGUUCUCGCAUCUCUCGUGGUUUUGCUUUCAUAACAAUGGAUAGUCUUGAGGAUGCCAAUCGCUGCAUUAAGCACCUUAAUCAGUCCGUCCUUGAAGGCCGGUCCAUAACAGUGGAGAAGUCUCGUAGAAAACGCCCAAGGACUCCAACACCUGGUCAUUAUCUUGGGCUUCAUCAGAGCGGAAGGGGUGAUGGUUAUCAUGGUGAUCGUGGUAGGUAUCGUGGCCGUGGUGACUAUGGGUACCGAAGAUCUCCAAGACGCUCUCCAUAUAGAGGUGGGAGAGAUUAUUCUCCUAGACGCUCACCUUAUGCUGAAGGUCGAGACGUGCGCGAUCCCGGUCAUAUUCUCCUUAUGAAAGGAACUACCCUCGUGGUUAUAGAUAAGGGGGUUUCACAAGGCACAUGCGGUUUCCUCCUCAGCAAUGAAAACUGCUUGUAAGGAUCUAUAAGUUUGAUGUGGACUAGUCUUGAUGGUGUGUAAGGUGUUAAAGAGUACUGGUUAAUGAAUGUAUGUCUGGUGUAUACCUUGAAUGUGGAUAAUCUGUAAGCUUGAUGAUGUAUGUAUUCUCUUUCGUUGCUUGUCAUUUUGUUGUCUUUAUGGACCGUGACAUCGUUUACGAUAUCUGUUGGUUCAUUCUUCCAUGUUGUUUAGCAA
Messenger RNA from Solanum tuberosum (potato), 1071 nucleotides. RefSeq names its product serine/arginine-rich splicing factor SR45a. The record is from RefSeq and is a predicted model, not a curated record. Gene Ontology annotation, molecular function: RNA binding. Lineage: Eukaryota; Viridiplantae; Streptophyta; Magnoliopsida; Solanales; Solanaceae.